This is a messenger RNA of Amborella trichopoda, 3002 nucleotides long. The record is from RefSeq and is a predicted model, not a curated record. Lineage: Eukaryota; Viridiplantae; Streptophyta; Magnoliopsida; Amborellales; Amborellaceae.
UUCCCGCCAAAACCUUUUCCCGUCUAAAAGCUCUAAGCCCGACUCAUCUCUCUCUCUCUCUCUCUCUCUCUUUCUCUCUACUCUGCUUGUCUUGCGAUCAUCCAUGGCUCGCGAUUCCACCCCUCCAAGCACCCCAGGUUCUUCUCCAGCACCAUCAUCAUCAAGCCCUUUUCGAACUCCCUCCUCUUCAAGGCCAGGAAGCAACCAAAGGAGACGGGGAGGAGGAGGAGGCAGGGGUCAAAGGAGGAGGACCACCCCAACAAGCAAUUCAUCUCCUGGCUAUUAUGCAACACCACCGCCCAAUGUCGCUCCCUCUCCUGCUCCCUCUCCUGCCCUUACACCUUCUUAUGAUGGUGAUGAAGCCCCUCCAUCUUCAGAAGGUGGGGACAUGGACUCUAACCCUCCUAUGCUUGUUUGGGGCACGAACAUCAGUGUGCAGGAUGUUAGUGAUGCCAUUCUUCGAUUCCUCAAGAACUUCAGGUCCUCCCCCUCAGAUUUUGAGGGCAAAUACAUUCGCAUUAUUGAUCAGACCCUUGAAUUGGAAGGCCACUCAUUGAACAUUGAUGGACAAGACAUGUUUGAUUAUGAUCAAGAUUUAUAUGUUAAGAUGGUGAGGUAUCCACUUGAGGUUCUUGCCAUAUUUGAUAUGGUGGUCAUGGAAUUGGUCAACAAGAAGAAACCUCUCUAUGACAAACAUAUUCAGACUAGAGUCUUCAAUCUCAGGUCCUCUGUUAACAUGAGGGACCUCAACCCAUCUGACAUUGAAAAGAUGGUGUCUGUGAAAGGGAUGAUCAUCCGCUGUAGCUCCAUAAUACCAGAAAUCAAGGAGGCAUGUUUCAGAUGCCUUAUAUGUGGCCACUUCUCCGAUCUUAUCCCUAUUGAUAGAGGCCGAAUCAAUGAGCCCCCGAGAUGUGCAAGGGAAGAAUGUUUGGCCAUGAAUUCUAUGACUUUGGUCCACAAUCGAUGCAGGUUUGCAGACAAGCAGAUUGUGAGGCUUCAGGAGACUCCAGAUGCAAUUCCAGAAGGAGGUACUCCACACACAGUUAGUUUGCUCAUGCAUGACAAGCUUGUUGAUGCUGGAAAGCCUGGUGAUAGAGUUGAGGUCACAGGAAUUUAUAGGGCCAUGAGUGUCAGAGUAGGAUCAACACAAAGGACAGUUAAAUCUUUAUUUAAGACAUACAUCGACUGCCUUCAUCUCAAGAAGACAGACAAGUCAAGGAUGCAAGCAGAGGACCCUAUGGAGCAAGAUGUUAACGGUGUUGAUGCAGCUUCAUCUAGAGGUUUUGUUGAUGAUAUACCUCUUGAUUAUGAAGAUAAGGUAGAACAAUUGAAAGAACUGUCCAAGCAGCCCGACAUAUAUGAUAGGCUAUCCAGGUCACUAGCACCAAGUAUUUGGGAGCUUGAAGAUGUAAAGAAAGGUCUUCUUUGUCAGCUAUUCGGUGGGCACGCUCUGAAGCUGCCAUCUGGGGCUAAUUUUCGUGGUGACAUCAACAUCUUGCUUGUUGGUGAUCCUGGUACUAGUAAAUCUCAACUUCUCCAGUACAUACACAAAUUAUCUCCUCGAGGAAUUUACACUAGUGGGAGAGGGAGCUCUGCUGUGGGCUUGACUGCAUAUGUCUCCAAGGACCCAGAAACCGGAGAAACAGUCCUUGAAAGUGGAGCUUUGGUUUUGAGUGAUAAAGGCAUUUGCUGUAUUGAUGAGUUUGAUAAGAUGUCUGAUAGCGCAAGAAGCAUGUUGCAUGAGGUGAUGGAACAACAAACAGUGUCCAUCGCAAAAGCAGGUAUUAUUGCUUCCCUUAAUGCUCGGACUUCUGUCUUAGCAUGCGCCAACCCCAGUGGGUCACGUUACAAUCCUCGAUUAUCAGUGAUUGAAAAUAUCCACCUCCCUCCGACUUUGUUAUCAAGGUUUGAUCUGAUUUACUUGAUCCUGGACAAGGCCGAUGAGCGGACUGAUAAACGCCUGGCAAGGCAUAUUGUGGCCUUGCACUAUGAAAACCCUGAGACCCAAUUGCAAGAUGCUCUAGACUUGCCCACUUUGACUGCUUAUGUUAGCUACGCUAGAAGGCACAUACAUCCCCAGAUUACUGAUGAAGCUGCUGAUGAUUUGAUAACGGGCUAUGUCGAGAUGAGGAGAAGGGGUAACUUCCCAGGAAGCAGUAAAAAGGUGAUAACAGCUACUCCUAGGCAAAUAGAGAGUGUGAUUCGUCUCAGUGAAGCCCUGGCUCGGAUGCGUUUCUCUGAGUGGGUUGAGAAACGGGAAGUGGCAGAAGCAUUCAGACUUUUGAAAGUUGCUCUUCAACAAUCUGCUACUGAUAAUGCAACUGGGACAAUUGACAUGGAUCUCAUCACGACGGGAGUUUCUGCAAGUGAAAGAAUAAGGAGAGAGAAUAUUCUAACUGCCACCCGGAAUCUCAUUAUGGAGAAGAUGCAAGUUGGGGGUUCCCCAACUCGAGUGACAGAGUUGUUGGAAGACAUGAGGAAACAGAGCUCCAUGGAAGUCCAUGUUAAUGAUAUCCGCAAUGCACUUAUGAGUCUAGCGUCUGAAGGCUUUGUUAUGUUCCAUGGUGAAACUGUCAAGAGAAUCUGAGUACAUGACCUGUUUUACGUGGGCUAAGUUGAUCACUUUGGGAAGGGGUAUACUGUAGUGAGUACCGAGAAGCAUGCUGAAGAGCAUUUGCAAAAACAGAAUCAGACGCUGCAAUAAGAUGCAAAGGAGGGCUGAGAAGCACUAGUUCUGAUAUUAGUAGAAGGCUUGCCACUCCCAUUAGAGAUGCUGGUUGCAACCAUGUUCAUGAAAGUCUUGUGAGAAAUUUCAAGCUAUUAUGGGGUAGAAUAUUUACAAAGAAAUAUACUAAUUGGUAGUUUUAUUCUGACCAUUGUUAGAAAUUCUGAAUAUAAAGUUAAUUGGGCAAAAUGUUGGCCAGAACUAAAUUUAGUGGCUCCUAUCAUUAAUGUACCAAGAACUCAUUUAUCAUAUUUAAAAACUGAGGAAUUUAUCGAAA